Messenger RNA from Fragaria vesca subsp. vesca, 5226 nucleotides. RefSeq lists its product as uncharacterized. Gene Ontology annotation, biological process: defense response to fungus. The record is from RefSeq and is a predicted model, not a curated record. Gene Ontology annotation, molecular function: ADP binding. Lineage: Eukaryota; Viridiplantae; Streptophyta; Magnoliopsida; Rosales; Rosaceae. The coding region runs from base 1 to 5226 and encodes 1741 amino acids. The transcript is spliced from 11 exons.
AUGGCGGUUGUGGGGGAUUUUCUUGUAGGGAAAGCACUCGAGUUACUGUAUGGUGGUGUCGAAACGUUGAUUGCCAAUAAUCUACUCUUUGAAGCUCUCUCCACCGACAUCAAGGCCAAGCUAGAUGCUUUGAGACCGAUGAUCCAAAAGAUGGUACAACGUAAUCAUCAGCGACCGGAUGGUCCAGAGGAUCCAGUCCUAAGAGAUUUACGAGUAUUAAUGGAGGAAGGUGCAGUUGUCGUCUCCAACUGCUGCUCUAAGAUUCGUAUUUGGAACUUCUAUAAGAAGUACAAGUACACCAACAAGCUUCUCAAGCUGAAUGAAGCUCUUGAGAAGCAGCUGAGUUUACUGAAUGUGCGUGUAGCAGUUGUUACAGACGAGAGCAAUGGCAUGCUGCAUGAGCUCUUAGAUAUUGCGAAUCAAAACAAAUCUGCAGGAAUUGAAGCAGGUUGUGCACUACCUGAACUACCGUCACUUAUAGUUGGAUUGGAUAUUCCACUGAAGGAAUUGAAGACGGAGUUUUUUAAGGAUGAAGUAUCACUGCUUGUAUUGACUGCUCCAGGAGGAUGUGGGAAAACUACUCUGGCAACAAAGUUCUGUCAAGAUCAAGACGUCAAAGAUAAGUUCAAGGACAACAUCUUCUUCGCCACUGUUUCUAAAAAGCCUAAGCUGGAGCUUAUUAUGACAGAGCUAUACAAACAAAAGGAUUAUAAGGUACCUACUUUCCAGAAUGGAGUAUUUCCAGUGAAAUGGCUACAACAAAUUGUGGAGAAAGAAGGUGAUAUUCCUUUAUUGUUGGUGUUGGAUGACGUUUGGUCCGGAUCAGAAUCUCUUAUUCAGAAAUUUGAAUUUACGAUGUCAAAUUACAAGAUUUUAGUGACAUCAAGGUCUGAGUUUCCGAGAUUUGGCCCUUCAUAUCAUCUCCAACUAUUAGAUGAUGAUAAUGCAAUGCAACUUUUUCAUCACACAGCAUUCUUAGGAGACAAGAGCUCUCAUAUCCCAAACGAACUUGCAAAAAAGAUAGUAAAACACUGUAAUGGAUUUCCACUGGCUAUUACAGUGGUAGGAAGAUCACUUUGCAGUCAACCUAUACAAACGUGGCGAAGUAGGGUAAAUGAAUGGUCAAAAGGUGCUUCAGUACUCGACUGUGAGAUGGAAUUGUUUCAAUGCCUCCAAAGCAGCUUUGAUGCCUUGGAUAAUGCAACGCCUAAGGUCAAGGAUUGUUUGUUAGACCUAGGUGCGUUUCCAGAAGAUUCUGAAAUCCAAGUUACAGCUCUCAUUGAUAUGUGGGCGGAGUUGUAUGAUCUAGAUGAAGAGAUGUCAUGCAUUGCCGAACUCUAUGAACUCAACAAUCGCAGUCUAGCUCUUCUACAAGGGGAUAUGCGGUUGGAAGUUGUACAGGAGGCAAUAGAAUAUAAUAGAUACGUUGUUAGGCAGCAUGAUUUGCUCAGAGAACUGGCUAUCUACAACUCAAAACGUGAUCCGAUGGAGCAUAGAGAAAGACUGAUCAUAGAGAUAUGUGGAAACAAUGUUCCCAAAUGGUGGAGAGAACAAAAAUAUCCAUACAUAAAUGCUCGCCUUGUAUCUAUCUCAACUGAUGGAGAGUUCUCAGUGAAACUGCCCGACAUGGAAUUACCAAAGGCAGAGGUUCUAGUCUUGAAUUCUCAAUCAGAAACGUCCUAUGCCAUACCCGAAUUUGUGGAGAGAAUGCAUAAACUAAAGAUGCUGCUUGUCAUAAAUUAUACCAGCUGGGCAAAAUUGGAGAAUUUUCAACUACUGGGCUCCUUAUCAAAUCUCAGGAGUCUCAGAUUAGACGGCAUCAAUCUUUCUAGCAUAACCAAGAGCCCAGUACAGUUGAAGAAUCUACACAAGUUAUAUUUGAGAGCAUGUCGAGAUGAGAGCAGAGAUCUGAAACUAUCACAUAUUAUAUUUCCAAAUCUGAAGGAAAUUGUUUUAGAAAGCUGCUCUUUCUGGAAAUUGACAGGAGUUUUCUGCCAGCUGAUUCAUUUAACAAAGCUCAAAAUCACUAGAAGACGCCGGUUAUACUGCGAGUUGUCUGAAGCCAUUGCAAAUCUGGUCAGUUUAGAAGCGUUGACGCUAGACGACGUCGGCUUAGUUGCAGGGAUUCUUGAAUCGAUUGGGAAUCUCAGGAAAUUAAAACUUCUUAAGAUUUAUAACGAUCGGGAUUUAGAGAAGUUGCCGGAACAGAUGGGUAUGCUUAAGUGUCUGAGACAUCUCAUCAUCGAGGGUUGUAGUAGGCUAUCUGCGUUGCCUGAAUCAAUUGGAAAUUUGGUGAAUCUAGAAGUAUUGAGUCUAAGGUAUUGUACCCUCUUGUCAGAGCUGCCGGAGUCGAUCAGAAAUCUCCAAAAGUUAAACUUUCUUGACAUGUAUAGAUGCAUAGAGAUCGAGGAGUUGCCUGAACAUUUUGGUGAAUUGAAGAGUUUAAUGAAGCUGCAAAUGUCACUGGCAGCUGAUGCCAUGUGGGUUGUGUUCCUUGCAAUGGAAGUCUCCCCGAAGCUCGAUAGAUGCACAAGUUUAAAGAAGGAAGAAAGACCAUACAUAUAUACCAGGUUAAAGAGAGCUAGCACUGUACUACUGAAAAUGGCUGUGGAUUUAGUGGCAGGGAAAGCAUUCGAGGCACUCUAUGCCGGUGUUGAAGAGGUUAUUCGCAAGAAUCGGAUAUUCUCAGAACUCUGCAAGGACAUCAAAUACAGGCUCGACUGUUUAGCACCACUGAUUGACGAGAUGGCGAAAUAUAAUCAAAAAUUGGAUCGCACAAAGGAGUUGGAAGCUUUAGAAAGACUCAUAAAGCGGGGCAUAGAGCUCGUCGGCAAAUGCUCUAAGCUUCGUAAGUGGAACAUCUACAAGAAGUGGAAGUACGCCAGCGAGUUUCUUGAAUUCAAAGAAUCACUCCAAAACGAGUUAGAUGUGCUCAAGGUGCAGGUAGCAAGAGAUGUGAAGAAGACUGAAGUUGGCGUAGAGAAUAUCCAGGUCGUGGUUCAAAACAUACAGGAGGAGGUUUCUAUGCUUGUGAAGCAAAAUGGAUCCGUAGAAAUCAAAGCUUUAAGUGCAGUACUACCUGAACUUCCAGCGCUAAUAGUCGGAUUGGAAGUUCCUAUAGAAGAAUUGAAGGUGCAGCUUCUUAAGGAUGAGGUAUCCAUUCUCAUCGUGACUGCUCCUGGAGGAUGUGGCAAGACAACUUUGGCAACAAAGUUUUUUCAAGAUCAAGACAUCAUAGAUAAAUUCCAGAAGAACAUCUUCUUCGUCACUUUUUCUAAAAAGCCCAGCCUGGAGCUUAUUAUGAAAGGGUUGUAUGAACAAAAGGGUUUUGAGGUACCUACUCUCCAGAAUGAAGCAACUCCAGUCAAAUGGCUGAAAAAAGUUGAGAUGGAAAAAGGUGAUGAUCCUUUAUUGUUGGUCUUGGAUGAUGUUUGGUCAGGAUCAGAAUCUCUUCUUGAGAAGUUUGAGUAUAGCAUGUCAAAUUACAAGAUUUUAGUGACAUCGAGGUCUGAAUUUCCGAGAUUUGGUUCCUCAUAUCAUCUAAAACUACUGGAUAGUGACAAUGCUAUGGAACUUUUUUGUCAUACAGCAUCCUUGGGAGACAAGAGCUCUUAUAUUCCAAAAGAUCUUUUAGAAGAGAUAGUAAAACAUUGUAAUGGAUUUCCACUGGCCAUUACAGUGGCUGGAAGAUCACUUUGUGGGCAACCUGAACAAAUGUGGCGAAGUAGAGUAGAUGAAUGGUCGGAUGGUUCUUCCAUUCUUGAUUUCGAGACGGAACUGCUUCUUCAGCUCCAAAGCAGCAUAGAUGUCUUGGAUAAUGCAAUGCCUAAGGUCAAAGAAUGUUUUUUAGACCUAGGUGCUUUUCCUGAAGAUGUUGAAAUCCCAGUUGCCGCUCUCAUUGAUAUGUGGGCAGAGUUGUAUGAUCUAAAGAAAGAGACGUCAUGCAUUGCCAAACUCUGUGAACUCAACAAUCGCAGUCUAGCUCUUUUACAAGAAUCAGAAUGGUCUGCGGAUUGGGAAUUGGCACAGGAGUCAAUAGAUUACAGUAAGUACGUUGUUAAGCAGCAUGAUUUGCUCAGAGAACUUGCUAUAUACAACUCGAAGCGGGAUCCGAUUGAGCAUAGAGAAAGACUGAUUAUAGAGAUAUGUGGAAACAAUUUUCCAAAAUGGUGGAGAGAACAAAAAUAUCCAUACAUGAAUGCUCGCCUUGUUUCAAUCACAACUGAUGAAGAGUUCUCAGUGAAAUUGCCCAACAUGCAAUUACCAGAGGCAGAGGUCCUAGUCUUGAAUUUUCAAUCCGACACGUAUGCCUUGCCCGAAUUUGUGGAGAGAAUGGAUAAACUAAAGAUGCUUCUUGUCCUAAAUUAUUCUCUAUAUUGUGAUGAAUUGGAUAAUUUUCAACUACUGGGCUCCUUAACAAAUCUUACCUGUGUCAGAUUAGACGGCAUCGAUAUUCGUUGCAUAACCAAGAGCCCAGUACAAAUGAAAAAUCUACACAAGUUAUAUUUGAGGAAUGGUAGCUAUCUCGGUGAAGAUCCUGUCAAAUUAUCAUAUGUAUUUCCGAAUCUGAAGGAAAUGGUCAUUGACUCCUACGGUAUGAGUGAAUGGCCUGAAGAGUUCUGCGAGUUGAUUCAUCUAACAAAGCUCAAAAUCAUUAAAUGUCCCGAUUUAUCAGACUUGCCUGAAGCGAUUGGGAAUUUGGUCAGUUUAGAAGUGUUGGAGCUUGAAGCCUGUCCUCUUUCAGAGCUUCCUGACUCAAUCGGGAAUCUUAAGAAAUUAAAAUCUCUGAAGAUUUUUUGUUCGGUAAUUGAAAAGUUGCCUGAACACAUGGGUGAGCUCAAGUGUCUAACACAUCUCGGCUUAAACUGUUGCCAUUUUCUAUCUGCCUUGCCUGAAACGAUUGGAAAUCUGAUCAAUUUAGAAGUACUGAGUCUAAGGUACUGUUUUGAGUUGUCAGAGCUGCCGCAGUCGAUCAGAAAUCUUAAAAAGUUGAACAUUCUUGACAUCCACGCUUGCUGCAAAAUGAUGGAGUUGCCUGAACAUAUUGGUGAAUUGAAGAGUUUAACGAAGCUGAAAAUGGUUGAUUGUUAUGCAUUGAGAAAAUUGCCUGAAUCAGUUUCAGAUCUUGAGCAGUUAGAGGAAGUGAUAUGCGAAGACUGGGACGCAGAACAUCUAUGGACACCCUUGUUACCCACUCUCAAAAACCUUCACAUCGUGGCGCGGUAG